AUGUUCCAGUCAUUUACUGGAAAGGCUCGCAGACCGCGACAAGUCAACCUCUCAAACCGACCAACGAACCCUGUGUCCGCAUACUCUUCGGGACGUCAUGGUCAAGCCGGUCAGGGCACACAAGCAACCAUUGCCCUCGCUCAGCAGGAACGCCGCCAACGACAACUAGACCGGGAGCGCUUGCAGGCAACCUACAUUCUACAACGCACAUGGAGGGGAUACAAGGCCCGGAAAGCCGCAAAGGACUCUUGGAGAACAGAGUGGGAUAAUGUGGAACGCAAUAGAGGGCCAGAUGCGAGACCAGGUUCCGAUGGAGACGCGCUGGUGUGGAUGGGUUUGCCGAAGCCCUAUACGGACCCUACGGAUUGUUUAUCUCAGCUGAGGAAGCUGUUGUGUUUCAUUUGGAUUAAGGACCGGGAUGACUGGGCACGGCUAUCAUAUUUUGCAAAGUCUUUCCAAAUGACUUUGGAAGAGGCUCCUGUCCUGCAACCUGAUGGAGAAUGGCCGCCCACCCUUCGCCGCCUUGGAGUGGUUACUCUCCAGUUCCUUGCGACAACUCCCUCGUCGGUGCCGUCUGUGUCGUUGGUUAAUGAUUUCCUCCAGCUUAUAACGUUUCUUUCUACUUUGUUACCAACACAGAUGACUCGAUUAGCUGAACGGUACUAUUCUGCUUUAGCGGCCAUAACUUUAAACCUCCAGACGUCGCUGAAUACUAGUCAAACCAGAGGCAUGGUCGUUAGAACUGUGCUCGCCCUUCUUCAGCCUAUCACAUCGGAAACUCUCGAUGCCUACGGGUGGUUCGGACGAGUCUUUUUAGCCAUCCCGUCUCUUGACAGCCACCUUGGAUGGCUAGAUGACCUAGCCGCGGGAGUAAACUAUAAACUUCUGGCCUCCGCGAUAGAUUCACAUAUCCUGCCACAUGCAAAUUCUUUUUCCGAGCCAAUAGACGUCGACAGACGAUUGUGGCUGCUCUCCUAUUUUAUCUACUUCCAUCGACACGCACAAGGUGAUGGUGUAGUCAAGCAAGCCCCUGAGACUUUGUUUGUCAAGGCCGUUUCGGGACUGCUAAGCCCUAUAGCUGGUGAAGUAUCUCGUCGUCUUGGUGGCGAGGAAAAGACCCAGACUGAGCUAUUUCCCCCCUUUGUUCGAAGUCAACUCUACACACUACUCGACCAGCACAGCAUUACACACCUUCUGAGCCACGCAGCACCAAAUCGACUUCCGAUUGUCAAUAGUAACAGUUCUCAGUUACACCUACAAGCAUCAAAAGAUGUAAAGGCCCUAGCGGCCUAUGCACUGACACUCUUAAGGGUUUUCCCGAAGCGAGGUGAUGAAAUACGCAUGUGGCUUUACUUGGGUUCUGCUAUGGAAACAGGAACAGGUGGAGAUUCCACUUCUGGUCGGCUACCUGCCAUCAAGUACUUUUGGAACGCAUCUAAAUCAACAAGGGUAUUUCUAAAUAUAGCACAAAACUCGCUCGAUGUCCUUGCAAUGCUUCAGACAGGUUCUGCACUUAGCUCCCAGGGCGGUUCAAUCGCCGAACAGAGUAGCGACCGAGAACAAGAAUGGACAGUUAUUCUGCUGUUUCUUGAGCUUUAUACCUUUCUCCUGAAAGUUUUGGACGACGAGGAAUUCUUUUCUGCCACUCCUUCGCUAGGCAAACCUUCAAAAUCCAAUGCUUCCUGGACACAAGAGAGCGCACUACCGCUAGACGAUGUUAGGAAUCUAACCCUUUUCUUGAAGAACUUGGCGUUCACACUAUAUUGGAACUCAGCGGAUUUGACCUCUACAAAUAUAGAUCCUUCAGACACCGACGGCAUUCGAAAUUACUUUAGCAUCCGUUCUCCGCCGCUGGAGCCGGUUCACUCAAACCUGAAAUCUAAGAGGAGUACUUUAGUAAGCGUUACCGGGAUACCUCUAGAUUAUUUUAAAGGGCUGGUUACAGGUUUGUUACGCAUGGUGCACGAGAGAGAUUCAAGACGGAAAUUUUUGCCUGAUGGCCAUUGGCUUAUGGUUGACCGUUUUGACAUGGAAGGGUUCAUUCCCGCGGUCGUCGCUGAGGAAGAAAAUAGACAUCAGCUCCAAGAUUACGACGAGGACGAUGAUGACAACGAUGAUGAGACACUCAAUGAAACAAUGGAAGAUGAUUAUGAUCAUUUCCCGGUGUUAAUAUUCCGGGAGUUCAUCUUCAGAGAUCAAGUUCAAAGGAGACGGGGCUUUAUUGACCCUGACUCCUGGCGCUUGUCCAUUGCUCAUAGCUUGAUGGGAUUGAGCAAUGAUGAAUCCUUGUUCCAGGACGCGUUCGAUAAGUUCUAUGAGCUAGGUGAUGGCUUGAAGGAACCGAUACAAAUUUCGUUUAUCGACAAAUUCGGCACUCCCGAAGCAGGAAUCGAUGGUGGCGGGGUCACAAAGGAAUUUCUGACGAGCGUUAUUAGUGACGCUUUCAACCCUUCGGGGCCCUCCAGCCUUUUUAUCGAAAACGAUCAGCACCUGCUGUACCCGAACCCUACACUCAUAGAGCAGCGAAAGGCUCAGCUCCGACGGCAAGGAGUCCCCGAAAGAAGCCCCACCAUGAACGCAGAGGUUAAGGAAAUAUUGAAACGGUAUGAGUUUCUAGGCCGUAUCAUCGGAAAAUGUCUAUACGAGGGAAUUUUAGUGGAUGUCAGCUUCGCGGGGUUCUUUCUUUUAAAAUGGGCCUUGACUGGGGGGACGAGUUCGGCGCGGAAAGAGUCUUCUUAUCGUGCCAAUCUCAAUGAAGUACGGGAUCUCGACGAGGGCCUGUAUCAAGGCCUGCUCCAACUGAAAAACUACCCAGGAGAUGUCGAAGACUUCGCUCUAAAUUUCACCGUAACAGAUACCAUAGCCGUCCCCAUCGAAAAACCAGACGGCACGCUUGAGACAAUCACAGAAAACAUAACCAAAGAUCUCAAACCGCACGGCUCCGAGAUCCCUGUGACGAACCAAAACCGACUCGUCUAUAUCUCCUACAUCGCUCGCCACCGCCUCCAAGCACAGCCCUAUCUACAAACCAACGCCUUCCUCCAGGGCCUCGGCACCAUCAUCCAACCCUCCUGGCUAUCUAUGUUCAACCAGUCCGAGCUCCAAACCCUCGUCGGCGGAGACACGGGUGAGAUUGACGUAGCCGACCUACGGCGGAACACCGUCUACAGCGGCAGCUACGUGAUUGGCGACGAUAACCAGGAACAUCCCACGAUCAAGCUAUUCUGGGAGGUGCUGCAGACGAUGACGAAUGCGGACCGGCAGAAGUUAUUGAAAUUCGUGACGUCGACGCCUCGAGCGCCGCUGCUGGGUUUCAGCCAUUUGAAUCCGCGGUUUAGCAUACGCGAUUCGAGUGCAGAUGAGGAGCGGUUGCCUAGCACAAGCACGUGUGCGAAUUUACUGAAACUACCCCGGUAUACACGCCUCGACACGUUGAGGGAGAAACUGAUGUAUGCGAUUAAUGCAGGGGCAGGGUUUGAUUUGAGUUGA
Molecule: messenger RNA, 3489 nt
Organism: Histoplasma mississippiense
Lineage: Eukaryota; Fungi; Ascomycota; Eurotiomycetes; Onygenales; Ajellomycetaceae
Exons: 5
Coding region: 1-3489 (1162 amino acids)
Biological process (GO): protein polyubiquitination; ubiquitin-dependent protein catabolic process
Molecular function (GO): protein binding; ubiquitin protein ligase activity
Source: RefSeq, a predicted model, not a curated record